Molecule: messenger RNA, 1301 nt
Organism: Formica exsecta
Lineage: Eukaryota; Metazoa; Arthropoda; Insecta; Hymenoptera; Formicidae
Exons: 3
Coding region: 720-1301 (193 amino acids)
Source: RefSeq, a predicted model, not a curated record
UUUAUUUCUAUUCCGCUGCGUCUCCGACGGAGCUCCAAUUGAAUCUCCUGUUACGCGAUUGUCGCUCUUCUUGCUUCGCCAGCCAAGCGCGAGGAAACGACAUCCGUAGCAUGUUUCGUAGCAUGAUUUAGUCACAUCCCUGUUAAAAGUCAGUAGUUGACGAAGGUGCUAGAAGUAACACAGUUGAAGUUUGCAUAGCUAUAUAUAUAUAUCAUCGUCCUAAUUAUAGAAUCUGUUCGAAAAGUGUUUAAUAUAUUAAGCAAAAGUUACUUAAAAUUUUCUGUUAGAAGUGAAACAUUUAAAAAAGAAGCAUAUAUAUAAUAAUAAAUAUUUUUUAACAGAUUGCAUUAAAACACAAUAGUUUGCUGACAGAUCUUAUAUAAUACCAAGAUGUCAAAACUAAUGAUACAAACGAGAAGGAAAUAAUUCUAUAUGAAAAAAAAAAAAUCAAAAAUGUAGAAUAAAACUUUUUUAUAUUUUUUAUCAAAAGAAUACUUCGGGGAAACAUAAUAAGAGACGAGAUGUGUUUAUUUUUUAGGAAUAUUAUUUUAUAUUAACUUAAAAAUUGUUUGAAGUGUUGUCCAUUUUGUAGUAAUUAUGCUCUUUAUAUUAAAUGUUUGUUUUAUUUUCUUAUAUAGAAUCACCUCCUUCCCGCUUGUACUAUCAAUUCUGGGACAUCCGGUAUUUUAUCUUAUCCACAAAUUUCAGAAUAUUUAGCCAUGCAUUGCUGGUUGCUAAUAUUUUAUGCAUCUUGCAUUUUUAAAAUGACAUCCGGGGAAAAAUCAUCUUUAUAUGUGGAUGAAGUUCGCAGUUUAAGUGAAUUACCAAUGGAUAAACUGAUCCAAAUAAAAUCUUCUCUUGGAAGCGCGGGAUAUGAUAUUACUGAUGAAAAUGAAAACGCGCGCGAAGAUGUAUCUAGUAGAAGAUUAUCCCUGACAAUGCCAAUGGCUUUGCCUUUAAGAAGAAGUAACAAAAAGCCUACGCGACGAUAUGAAGAGCACUACGAUGAAAAAGGCAAGGAGUCGAAGGUUUCAAAGAUCUUCCAGGUGGCAAUAACUGCAUUAUCGUUUCUCGCAUUUGGCGGUUAUCUCCUUACACUUAUAAUAACAGCAGUUCGUCGCAAUAUGACCAAUAAUCCAAACGGGAAUGUCGUCGUAUUGUCGAAUCUGCAAGGUCUACAAAAAUUUAAUCGCCCUAGACGUAACAUUUUAAUAUUUGAUCCAAUGGAGAAUAAUUUUGAAACUGACAAACUUUAUGAAGGAAUGAUUAUGCUCUCAAGAAGUUAUGCCUUAUACAAUUAA